Messenger RNA from Micropterus salmoides (largemouth bass), 900 nucleotides. Its product is annotated as type-2 ice-structuring protein-like. The transcript is spliced from 7 exons. NCBI's taxonomy places the organism in Eukaryota, Metazoa, Chordata, Actinopteri, Centrarchiformes, Centrarchidae. Gene Ontology annotation, molecular function: signaling receptor activity. The record is from RefSeq and is a predicted model, not a curated record. The coding region runs from base 82 to 618 and encodes 178 amino acids.
ACUCAGGCUGACACUGAGAAGAAGAAGAAGAUAAUCCUCCAGCAGGUAAUCAUCAACUUUUAAAUCAGCAUCACCUCCACCAUGAAGACGCUGAUUCUGUCUGCACUUCUUUGUGCCGUGAUCACGCUGACCAGAGCUGCUGCUCUUUCAGAAGCAAAGGAUGAAGGUGGGGAAGUGGCAAUAAUUCAAGAAGGAGAGCAUCAUAUCUUGGAGAGGUCAACAUCUUGUCCCAGUGGUUGGACUAAGAUCAGCGGUCGCUGUUUUCUCUUUGUUCCACGAACCAUGACUUGGGCUCAGGCUGAGAGAAACUGUCUCUCCUUAGGUGCAAACCUUGCAUCCGUACGUGGAGCUGAGGAGUAUCACGGGAUUAAAAGGCUGGUAGCAGAUAAAACUCAUGGGAAUUCACAGACUUGGCUCGGAGGCUCUGACAGUGAAGAGGAGCGUGUCUGGUUCUGGAGUGAUGGUACACCUUUCACCUUUUCAUACUGGUGCAGGGGAGAGCCAAAUAACGAUGGAUAUCAGCACUGUUUACAAAUGAACUAUGGAGGUGACAAAUGCUGGGAUGAUACAAAGUGUCACUACCACCUUCAAUCUGUCUGUGUAAAGAAAACCACCUGAUUCAUGGGCUGACACAGAGGCAUGAAGCACCUGGAAAAAUCUAAAACAUGGGUGGAUAUUUUCUCUCUCUUCAUGCCAUCAGUCUCAUGUGUACACUGAAGGCUCUAUAUCUCAUUUCAUGUCUUUAUGUUCUUCUCUAUCGCUGUAACGCUACUUAAAAAACUAAGUGACAAGUGAAUUAAGAAGAUCUGGAUCGUCUCAGAGGUCAGCAGACUGAAUGUGUUAUGAAAGAAUGCUUUUAGCACAAACUUAUUCUGCAGAGUGAACUGUUCUUUCUUGUCU